AUGCACAUUUCUUCUCCACUCAGCCUGGCGGCGUCGGCCUUGCUUGCCAAUGGAGUCGCUGCGCUUCCCUGGUACCACACGCCUGCUGUCAAACAAACGCCAAAGACGGACUAUAUGGUCUCUUUUGAUCCGCGGCCUUACUAUAUAAUCAAUAACAUGACCAAGGGUCCGCUGAGAAGUAAGCUGGAGAGCUGCGAGAAUGGUCCUUUUGCGAUUUCAUCUUGGUCAAUCGGUCAUCGUGGGGGUGGUACCCUCCAAUUUCCUGAGGAGACGGUGGAGAGCACCGUCGCCGGUGCUCGUAUGGGCGCAGGAAUUCUCGAGUGCGACGUCGCUUUCACCAAAGACAAGCAGCUCGUCUGCCGCCAUUCUCUUUGCGAUCUUCAUACGACCACGGAUAUCUUGCUCCGACCAGAGCUAGCGGCCAAGUGCACAAAGCCAUUCACCCCAGCCAAUGCCACACACUCCGCCAGUGCGCUUUGCUGCACAAGCGACAUCACUCUCAAGGAGUUCACUACUCUCUGUGGAAAGCAGGAUGGCUUCAACGCGAGCGCAACGACGCCAAAGGAUUACCAGUACGGAACACCAAAAUGGCGGACCGAGCUGUACGACACGUGCGGAACCGUCAUGACGCUCGAAAGCUACAUCGACCUGGUCGACUCGCUCCCGGGAUACCGCAAUUUCACCCCGGAACUCAAGACUCCCCCGUCAGCCGUGCCGAUGCCCUUCAAUGGAUAUACCCAAGAGCAGUACGCACGCGACAUGAUCGAGAUGUUUAUCAAAAAGGGCAUCGACGCAGACCGAGUCUACGCACAGUCGUUCAACCCCCCGGACAUCUAUCAGUGGAUCAAGGAGUACCCUGCCUUUGGCAAGCAGGCCGUCUUUCUUGACGAGGAUGGCGACGACGCUCCGGGCCCAAACUAUACCGCCGCGGUCGCUCGCCUGCCCGAGCUCAAGGCUAAGGGUGUCAACAUCAUCUCCCCUCCCUUUCCGUAUCUUCUUACCUACGGCGACAAGAAGAACAGCACCAUCGUCCCAUCCUCGUAUGCUCUUGCUGCAAAGGCUGCGGGCCUUGACAUCAUCGCCUGGAGCUUCGAGCGCUCGGGCCCGCUAAAAGGCGCCGGUCUCAACGACGACUACUACUACUUCACCAUCGCUGACGCCACCAAGUAUGAUGGCCAGCUGUACGAUGUGCUCAACGUCUUGGGCAACGAGAUCGGCAUCAUCGGCCUGUUCUCGGACUGGUCCUCGACCGUGACCUACUUUGCCAACUGCUUCAGCUUGGCUGGCCCUGACCCAUCCAAGUAUAAGGUUUAA
This is a messenger RNA of Verruconis gallopava, 1314 nucleotides long. RefSeq lists its product as uncharacterized. NCBI's taxonomy places the organism in Eukaryota, Fungi, Ascomycota, Dothideomycetes, Venturiales, Sympoventuriaceae. Bases 1 to 1314 code for a protein of 437 amino acids. The transcript has a single exon. The record is from RefSeq and is a predicted model, not a curated record. Gene Ontology annotation, molecular function: glycerophosphodiester phosphodiesterase activity. Gene Ontology annotation, biological process: lipid metabolic process.